UCAAAGGCCUGGGGAGUGAGAAGGCAUUACAACAACAGUACUCACAGCUUAUCCUCCUGGGCAGCCACAUCAAUGACUCGUUGACAGCUUCUUUGGCCUUUAAAUCAGAUUAUACUGGGAUUUGGAUGGAGAAUCCACAUUGUGAAGACGUUUGAAAAUUGGUUAACCCAAUUGCAAGGUAGCAUGCUCAGGUAAUCUAUCUGGGUCCAUAGAUCGGACCUUCAGCCAUGAGAUACAUGAGAUACAGCAUCAAAAUACUUGUUGCUAUUUGUUUCCCAUCAAUGAAGUAUAUAAAGUGGGAAGAAAAAAGCAUCAGUUAAAAGGGAUAUAACCAUCUCCAGAUCCACUAGUGAGCAUCAAAAAAAAAAAGAAAGAAAAAGGAACCAGCUGGACAAUGAUGGCUGUAGGGACAAUUUUGUUUGUUUUGCUGUUUGCUCUGCUGAUUCUUUUCUUCCUGAGACAACUUUGGAUCCAAAGACAUUUGCCUCCCGGUCCUUUGGCUCUACUUCUCAUUGGGACCUUGUGGGCUUCCGGGAUUUGGCUUCAUGAAGAUUAUUUUCGUGAGCCUGCAAAACGAUAUGGAAAUAUAUACUCCUUGUGGUUUGGACAUUACCUUGCAGUAGUGCUGUCUGGAUUCAAAGCUGUAAAAGAAGGAAUGACCACCUUCCCACAGGAAGUCUCUGAUAGAUCAGAGGAUGCUUUCUUUACCGCUUUGGGGAAAAAAAGAGGUAUUAUUUUCUCCAAUGGCCAAAUCUGGAAACAGCACCGGUACAUUGCCUUCACUUCUCUGCGAAAGCUGGGCCUGGGAGACAAAAGCGUUGAGCAUCAGAUAGAAGGUACAGCUCAGACCCUGGUGGAGAGCUUUAGAGAAACAAAAGGACAGCCUUUUGACCCUUCAUUUCUAGCAAUAAAUGCAAUUUAUUUAUUUAUUGCAUUUAUUUUAUGUCAUAUGUGCUUUGAGUUUUGGGUAUCAGUUUGCUCCUGAAGAUGAAAAGUUCCAGAAGCUAAUUCAAGCGCUUGAAAUUAUUGCGAAAUUCACUGGUACCUUUUUUCAUAUGCUGUUUAUUGAUUUCCCACAAUUAAUGAAGUAUAUCCCGGGCCCUCACAAAGAUGCCUUGGCUUCUAUAGAGGUGAUCAAUUCCUUUGCAAAGCAGGAAGUAGAGAAACACAAGGAAUCCAGCUCUCUGCACAAGCCACAAGAUUUCAUUGAUCACUACUUUCUUCAGAUGGAAAAGAGCAAGAAUGACCCCAACUCUACCUACAAUGAAGAGAACCUGGUUCAGUGUAUUUGUGAUUUUUUUUUUGCUGGAACAAAGACAACCUUCACUCUUCUGAUGUGGGCACUGCUCCUCUUGACCCAUCAUCCCGACAUCCAAGAGAAAGUCCAGAAGGAGAUUGAAGAAGCCUUUAGUUCCUCGGCCUCAAUUUCCUAUCAGGAUCGGAAGAAGCUGCCCUACACCAAUGCCGUGAUUCAUGAAAUGCAGCGUUUAAAAAGUAUCUUUCUAGUUGGGGUUUCCAGACAAAGUACAAAAGAUGUGAAGUUGAGGGGUUACCUUAUUCCAAAGAGGACCAUGAUUUUCCCAGACCUGCGCUCUGUUCUUCUUGACCCUGAACAAUGGGAGACACCUGAAGAAUUCAACCCAAAUCACUUUUUAGAUAAGGAUGGGAAGUUCACUGAACGAGAAGCGUUUCUGCCCUUCGGAAUAGGUCAACGUGCAUGUGUGGGAGAGCAGCUGGUGAGAAUUGAGAUCUUCAUCUUUCUGACCAAUCUGUUGAGGGCCUUCAGCUUCCAGUUGCCUGAAGGAGUGAAAAAACUCAAUGAAGCCCCUAUUAUAAAUUUGACAAUGCAUCCACACCCUUUCAAACUGUGUGCUAUUUCCAGAAAGCCUUAAAAUUAAGCAGCAUAAAAAGCAUAAAAGUAUUACAGAGUAGCUAUUCAGUAUGAUGAAUGUUUCCUAUGUACCUAUUCACUUAAUAUUGUGUUUUGCUUCUAUAUACUCAAUACUGAAAGUUCUUCAAGCUAUUGCUGGGUUCACACAACAUACCUAACAAUAUCAACCAAUGAAAAAUGUGCUAACUAAGUUUAUCAUGCUUUAUCUUUGUUUCCUUUUGGGUGCCAAUAAAACAUAUUACUU
Messenger RNA from Crotalus tigris (Tiger rattlesnake), 2135 nucleotides. RefSeq names its product cytochrome P450 2J2-like. The transcript is spliced from 9 exons. Gene Ontology annotation, cellular component: intracellular membrane-bounded organelle; cytoplasm. Gene Ontology annotation, molecular function: iron ion binding; heme binding; oxidoreductase activity, acting on paired donors, with incorporation or reduction of molecular oxygen, reduced flavin or flavoprotein as one donor, and incorporation of one atom of oxygen. Lineage: Eukaryota; Metazoa; Chordata; Lepidosauria; Squamata; Viperidae. The record is from RefSeq and is a predicted model, not a curated record. Gene Ontology annotation, biological process: xenobiotic metabolic process; arachidonate metabolic process. The coding region runs from base 912 to 1892 and encodes 326 amino acids.